AUAGUUUCUGUUCCCAGUGUAAUAGCUGAGUUACUAUAAAAAUAGAACCAAAAACACGCUUCAUCCAACGGUAAGAUGUCGAAUGUCUUGCAAAAAUUUGGGUUGAAUGGCUUGCAGAGAUUUCGCAUUCAUUCACAAGACUAUUAGCAUAGAGUGAAAUUUUGCUCUCUCUUGAUCCCGAAUCUACUGAACCUUUGGCCACAUCUUGCGGGGAGAACUGUUGUUUAAUGUUAUGCGCUUUGUAAAAAAACACCAGACUGAUGAGUUGCUACAUUUCAAAACUGAUAAGCACCUUUUUCCUUAGCUGUCCGUAAUGUUGAUUUCUUCCCCUACGAAACCGCUAUAAAAAGAAUCUAAAUUACUAGCAUCAGCUCAGUAUCAUUAUUUAACAGCAAAGUGGUUGGUGCUUGAACACCAUGGACGUUGCACAAUUGAUCGUGGUUUUAGUGUUGGUGUUGUGUUCAACAUCAGGAGUCUCCUCUGUCUCAGCAAAUAUCGGAAAUACCACGUUCUCUGGAUUUGCAUUCGAGAUGCUAAUUACGAAAUUAGAUUAUCAACAGGACCAGCUGAUCGAAGUCGAAACAGCCAUAAAGAAGGAUCAAGAAAUCAUUGACCAGAAGCUUUCUGGGAUUAUUGAGAUCAUCAAACAGCUGGGUCAGGCAAUUGGCCAAAACCUUACUGCGCUGCAAACUGAAACGAAUAAAGCCAAUGAAAAUCAAGACCAGCUACGGAGGGAACUACAAAAGCUGACGACAAAACAAGAUUUAGAUUUGUUUAUGAUCAAUUCAGGCUUAAAUCUUCGUACUGUCUCGUUUCCAUCGUGCAAGAAGAAUCCAUCGAAGCGAUCGGGCAAGUACAUCAUACAGCCUACCGAGGAUGAUGAACCAUUUGUGGGAUACUGCGAACAAACUGCAUUUGGAGGAGGUUGGUUAGUGUUCCAGUAUCGUUACGACGGAUCGAUGAACUUUUACCGCAACUGGACCGAGUAUCGGAAUGGGUUCGGCAGCAUCGAUGGAGAGUUCUGGCUCGGAUUGGAUCGGCUACACCGUUUGACGAUGACCCGAAAGCACGAGCUACUGGUGGAGUUGAAAGACUUCAAUAGAAACUACAAGUACGCACGGUAUAGUGAGUUUAUGAUCGGGAGUGAGAAGGAGCAAUAUGCGUUAGCAAAGCUGGGAUUUUACACGGGAACGGCAGAUGAUGCUUUGAAAAAUAACAAGGAAGAAAAGUUCACGACAAUGGAUCGCGACAAUGAUGCAAAGUUUGCAGAAAACUGUGCUUCCGCACACCAGGGCGCAUGGUGGUACUACAGAUGUUCUGAUUCAAAUCUUAAUGGAAUGUAUGUAAAUAGAGAUAUCAAAACAUCAAUGCAUUGGUCCAGAACACACUACAUAGGUAUGGCAUACUCUAGAAUGUUGAUUCGUGAAACUUGAAACGCACCGCUUUGUUGUUUGUAUCAAUAAAAUAAAUUAAUAAAGCAUAAAUGCUGAUGAUUGUGAGGUCAGAGAUGCUGAA
This is a messenger RNA of Anopheles gambiae (African malaria mosquito), 1515 nucleotides long. Its product is annotated as microfibril-associated glycoprotein 4. The transcript has a single exon. Bases 417 to 1433 code for a protein of 338 amino acids. The record is from RefSeq and is a predicted model, not a curated record. Lineage: Eukaryota; Metazoa; Arthropoda; Insecta; Diptera; Culicidae.